Molecule: messenger RNA, 2115 nt
Organism: Nematostella vectensis (starlet sea anemone)
Lineage: Eukaryota; Metazoa; Cnidaria; Anthozoa; Actiniaria; Edwardsiidae
Product: gamma-2-syntrophin
Exons: 20
Coding region: 197-1699 (500 amino acids)
Cellular component (GO): intracellular anatomical structure; dystrophin-associated glycoprotein complex
Molecular function (GO): protein binding; structural molecule activity
Source: RefSeq, a predicted model, not a curated record
CCAAAACAUUACCGUCGGGGCCAGGGGAGCGAACAAGUCGCCGAUCUUAUUUCACAAAAUCUUGCAGUGUGUAAACGAUUAGACACAACGCCGAAGGGACUUCUGUAUUAUACCACGAAACGCUUAAGUCUGCUAUGGAACUAGAUUUCAGCUUUUAAAGAGUUUGUCAUUACAUCACUAAAAGAGCAACGAAAUUAUGGCGGGACCCGUAUCUUCGGGGUAUCUUUACAUGCAAGUGGCAAAGGGGGAAUUACAGAAAGUCCGAGUCAAGCUUUCAAGAGAAGCUCUGACGAUCCAGAAAGAAGGCGGUCCAUAUGCUUCGCCGAACGCUCAACUAGCCACUGGAAGCCCAAUCAGGAAUGGAUCCCCCGGCCUUGAUUCUAAACCAGGAACUUUAUCUAAGGAGAGAAAUGUUAGAAUCACAAGAAGAAAGAUAGGAGGACUUGGUAUGAGUAUUAGGGGUGGUAGAGAAAGCAAUCUUCCUGUUGCAAUAUCAAGAAUAUACAAAGACCAAGCAGCUGCUGCAACAAAUAACUUGUACGAGGGAGAUAUAAUAUUGGAGGUUAACGGCCAUGACCUGAGACAUGCCACUCACGAUGAAGCUGUGGCAGCACUGAGAGAAGGCGGGUCUGAGGUGGAAAUAGUUGUUACACAUGGAAGCACAGGUUCAUUGCAUAAGCAAGAAAUACAAGCAAAUGGUAUAGUGCGAAGUAUAGAGGAAGCCAAUGAAGAUUCUCAUGAACACAGCAGAUUGACUUCAAAUGAGUUCGGUGAAACAAGUUCCAUGUCCUCCAUGCAGAGUUGGACAGACAACAUCGUGCUCCCUCUCACGUUCGCCUCUAUCUCAAGAUACAAGACAGGCGAGGAUAACCUGAGGGUCAAUGCGUUUGAAGUAAGCUCGAUGGACGGGGGAGCCUCUGUUGUCUUGUAUAGCGAGAACAGCGCUGAGCUCUUGUCAUGGUACACAGCCAUCAAGGAUCGUAUAUCAAUGCUUCUGGACCAAUCAGUAAACAUGACGAACUCUUCAUUACCAUUCGAUGAGCAGAUUCUACACAUGUGUUGGGUAUGGGAGAGACUCAAGUCCACCAACCACUGGAACAUCUGGAAGCGCAAGUUUCUGACAAUCAAAGGCCCGCUACUGCAACUCUUCGAGAUGCCUCCGGUUGUCACGCGUGACUGGAUGCAAAGUGAUGUUACGCAUAACCUGAUGGAGAUCGUGUUUCACGUCUGUACAGACGAUGAGCUCGUGGAUAAGAGAGAAAACUGUUUCUGUAUUCAGACCAGUUCCUCAGAUGUUAAUUAUCUCAGCGUAGAUACUCAAGCCGACAUGAUGGAAAUCGCAAACGGUGUUCAUAAGGCAACACACAACGCCGUGGCUCAAGUGGAGUGUCGGACAUUUCCUGGCAAGUGGCAUGGCCGCAAUGUGAAGCUGGUACUCGACUUAAAGAGGGGACUACGACUAUACAGCGCAGAGGAUAGGACGUUACUGUGGCAGUACCGGUUCUCGUUUCUUCGCGGAUCCUCUGACGAUGCCAAACGAAAGAUCACUUUGCUUUUCUCUCCCACACCAACAGGGCCUUUCGACAGACAGGAACUGGAAUUCUCCAACAUGCAACAGGUUCUGACGGUCAUGCACGCUUUCUAUGCAGCAAAGGUUGCACAAGUGGACCCUAAAUUUGUCUACGAGAACACGCUAUGACACGCAUAGAACACGCUGUGAUCCGUAUAGAACACGCCAUGACCCGCACAGAACACUCUAUGACAUGCAUAGAACACUACAUAGCCAAUAAGUGUAUUGGCCAUAAAUUAUAAUAAUUUUCAAAAAUAGUUUCAGGGUAGGAACCGGCCGAACAUAAAGAAUGAACAAGACUUUUAUUGAUAUUAAGAUUUUAUGAAUUUGCAGUAAAAAUAUUAAAUGAUUAUAAAAAUAUUACAAAUUUUAAGAAGCACACUCGGUGUUGAACGUUGUUUUUACCAUUCAUGAAAUAUUCGGUAGUGUCUCGUGGAUUAGCUCUAGGGGCAAGUACGAAAACACGACAUGGUUUUCUUUUAAAGAUUGUGGAGCCAAGGAUUCCCUUUGUGCAGAUAUAUAAUAAAAAAAACGAUACUGUUUGA